Molecule: messenger RNA, 939 nt
Organism: Formica exsecta
Lineage: Eukaryota; Metazoa; Arthropoda; Insecta; Hymenoptera; Formicidae
Exons: 2
Coding region: 1-939 (312 amino acids)
Molecular function (GO): protein dimerization activity
Source: RefSeq, a predicted model, not a curated record
AUGAAUCAAUGGCUCGAGUUAAAAACUCAUUUCAAUAUGACAAGACUUUCGGAGAAAUGCUACUCUGCGGAGAUUCUAUACAACAUGUAUUGUGAUGAAAGAAACAUGUUGUACUUGUUAUUUCUGAAGCCGAUUUUGUCUGAGAUACAAGUCGUGAACAAAGCAUUUCAAAGCGAGAAAAACGAUCACGUAAAGCUUUUAAAUGAUCUCAACAUCCUCGUGCAAGGAAUUUCGAAAAAACUCGUAUUGCCAUCAUCUGUCGAGAAAAAAGUUGAGCAGCUCAGAAAAGACGGAAAGAUUAGCGUUUACGAAGAGCAAGGAAUCCGCGAACGAUGCAAAUCAUUCUUAUUCAGCUUUUUCAAGCAGCUCAAACAACGAUUGCCCGAGAACAUAGGUAUCCUUAAAAAAAUAUCGCUGUUGUCAGUGGAUAAUGUAUUGCGGGCGGUUAAAGAACCAAUACAACCAUUAUUGGAGUACGUGGAUGGCUCGAGAGAUAUCGAUGCCAUCGAAUCGCAACUUUCAAAAAUCAAUUUGAUUGAUUGGACGAACAAAACCGAUACCAUUACAUUUUGGGAUGAAGUUAAUAAAUACAGGGACGCAUCCGGAAGUAACCCGUUCGCCGAAUUGGCCACUUUUGCUCUAUCAAUGCUCAUUCUGCCGUAUUCGAAUGCACAAGUUGAGCGGGUAUUUAGCCAAUUGAAUGUUGUGAAAAAUAAAGUACGGAAUAAGAUGUCGAUCAAAAUGACGAAUGCAAUCUUAACGAUUCGUUUCGGACUGAAAAGAAACGGCAAAUGCUGCCACAACUACGUUCUGCCGUCAGAAGUUAUAUAUAAAAUUGGUUCCAAAGAAGCCUACACAAAAAAAGCGGGCGAAUCGAGCUCGCAAGCAACUGACGGGGAUGACGAUAUCAUCGAUUUUUGUUUCGAUGAAUAUAAUUAA